Vicia faba (fava bean) is the source of this 2814-nucleotide messenger RNA. The record is from the annotation of a GenBank genome assembly. Lineage: Eukaryota; Viridiplantae; Streptophyta; Magnoliopsida; Fabales; Fabaceae.
AUGGAUGAUUUCGGUCAAAAGUAUUUCUACCUAGUGAACGGAUGCAAAUACAGAGUAUGGCCAGCUUCCUCUUCUACCGCUGGAAACACACAUCUUGAAAUAGGCAACUUCAGUUUAAACACGGGCGACGAGUUCAAAGUUUGGGCUCCUUCGACUUGGAGCGGCCACAUUUGGGGCCGAACUCGCUGCAUUAAUAAUUUAUCCACGGGAGGAAACUUCUCGUGCAUUACCGGCGAUUGCGGUACUGGGAAGCAGUCAUGCGAUGGGAUGCGAGGCCUGCCGCUCGCCACGCUAGCAGAAUUCCGUUUAAGCAACAACAGUGGUGCUCAUUUUUAUAACAUUAGUGUUAUAGAAGGUUUCAAUAUCCCCAUAGAGGUGACUACUAUGGGUGCUUCUUGUGGGUACCAGAAUCGCAAUGGGACAAACACGUUUACUUGUUCAUUUAAUGUUUACAAGAUCAUGUUUUGCCCAGCUUUCAGCACGGGAACUUUCGAUCAAAGUGUGAGUGUAGGUGAGUCACUCACUGCUGGCAAUGGGACAGAUCGAUGGGUUUCUCUUUCGGGAGAGUUUGCUUUUGGAUUUUAUCAACUUCCUAAUGAUCUUUUCUUACUAGCUAUAUGGUAUGAAAAGAUAAAUAGUACUGAUUCUAUUAUUUGGUAUGCAAAAGGUGACAAUCCUAUUCCAAAUGGAUCAAGAUUAGUAUUAAAUGACUCUCAUGGGUUGAUGCUUUCCAACCCUCAAGGUUUAGAGUUAUGGAGAUCAUCCUAUUUUACUUCAAGUAGAGUUUCAAUUGGUCUAAUGAAGGAUGAUGGAAAUUUUCAAUUAUUAGACCAAAAUAAGGUUAUAUUAUGGAAGAGUUUCAGUGAUUCUACCGACACAUUAGUUCCUGGUCAAGAAUUGAAUUCAAAUAGCUACCUAUAUUCUCGAAAAGGAGAAUUCAACUUCUCACGUGGAAUGUUUGAACUUUCUUUACAGAAAAAUGGGCAUGGUUUACUCCUUAACCAUGUAAAUUUUCCUACAAAGACAUACUACAGUACUCAUAGUGGCGUUUACAAUGAAAGUGGUGUUGUUGAUCCAAAUAAUGGUGACAAAUUGAUAUUUGACAACUCACUCUUCUACUUAUACAUACUUAAAAGGAAUGGAGGAAAAAUUUCUAUCACCGAUCCAAAAGAUUAUGUUUCAAAUAAUGCAUACUACUACAAAGCCACUAUCACUUAUGAUGGUGUUUUUACCCUCUCAUAUCACCCUAAAUAUCAAAACAAUAGUCAAGGAUGGGUAAUUGAAAAGACAAUCCCAGAAAACAUUUGUUUGGAUUCUACAUUCAACAAAGGUCCUGGUGUGUGUGGGUUGAAUAGCAUUUGCACCCUCAUAAACCAAAGGCCAGUGUGUACAUGUCCAGAAGGAUAUUCUCUAAUGGACUCAAAUAACAUUUAUGGUGGUUGCAUACAAAAUUCCCACGUCACUUGUCAAGGUAGGAAUCAAGGGUCCCAAAAUGAUACACAUGUGAUGAUGAAAAUUCCUGAAACUUAUUGGCCUUAUUCUGACUAUGAAACAAAGAGGCAUAGUAGCUUACAAGAUUGCACAGAUUCUUGUUUGAAAGACUGCUUAUGUGCAUUGGUAUUUUUCAAUGAAAGUUCUUGUUUGAAGAAGAAACUACCACUCUCACAUGGGAGAAAGGAUAUCUCAAUACAAGGAAUUUCUAUCAUGAAAAUGAGAAAAAAUGAUACUCUACACUCCCCUCCCAAUUUGAUGAAAGGUAAUGGUACUUUGAUCAAUGUGAUGUCAAUUAUUUUUGGAUUCUCCAUUGCUAUAGUUAUAACAUUGGUUGGUGCAAUUUUUUAUUGGUACAACUCAAAGAAGAUAAAAAGUAGCACAAUCAACAAAAGAGUUGUUGAUAGAAGUUUGAGAAUAUUUUCUUUCAAGGAAAUUACACAAGUAACAAACAAUUUCAGGGAAGAAUUAGGAAGAGGGUCUUGUAGCAUUGUAUACAAAGGAAUGGUAGAUGUGGAUACUUACGUUGCAGUAAAAAAACUGGACAAGUUGUUUCAAGAUAGUGAUAAGGAAUUUCAAACUGAAAUGAAUGUCAUAAUCAAAACUCAUCAUAGGAACCUUGUACGUCUUCAUGGGUAUUGUAGCGAAGAUCAACACAGGAUUUUGGUGUAUGAGUUAAUGAGUAAUGGUACUUUAGCAACAUUUCUUUUCACACCUUUGAAACCAAACUGGAACCAACGAGUUCAAAUUGCCAUUGGGAUUGCAAGAGGUCUUGUUUACUUGCAUGAAGAAUGUUCCACCCAAAUAAUCCACUGUGACAUAAAGCCACAAAACAUUCUUCUUGAUGAUGACUACAAUGCCAGGAUUUCCGAUUUUGGGUUAGCAAAACUAUUAUUGAUUAAUCAAAGUCACACAAAAACCGGAAUCAGAGGAACCAAAGGUUAUGUUGCACCAGAUUGGUUUAGGAGUGCACCUAUCACUUCUAAGGUUGAUGCUUUUAGUUUUGGUGUGUUGUUACUAGAGAUUAUUUGUUGUAGGAAAAAUGUAGAGGAUGAUACUGUCAGUGAAGAAAAAAGGAUUUUAAUUGAUUGGGCAUAUGAUUGCUACAAGACUGGAAAAAUAGACGUUCUUUUAGAAAAUGAACAUGGGACAGUCAAUGAUAUGAGUAUAUUUGAAAAAUUUAUCAUGAUUUCUAUUUGGUGCACUCAAGAAGAUCCAUCUCUAAGACCACCAAUGAAGAAGGUUUUGUUAAUGCUAGAAGGGAUCGUUGAAGUUGAAAUUCCUCCAAAUCCCUACUUGUAUGAUUCUUCUAAUCAAAGUUAG